ACUGUCGAUUUGUUAAAAAAGUACACCUCUGCUUUCUACGUGUUCUUUAAUCAAGCCAAAGAGCAAGCAAAACCUGGAUUUACAUUUGAGCCAGUAGAUAUAAUCAAAGAAUUAGAUAAUAUUAUCGAGAGUAAUCCUAAAACAGAAUUUGAAUUCAUGGUAUCCCUAAGAAAUACUUAUAAAAAAUUGCGAGAUGCACAUACACAACUUUUUCCUUCUUGCUAUGGUGCUUUUUUAUAUGACCAACAGUUACAUUUAUAUUCCAUCAUAAAGGUUUUUGACGAUUUAAUUGAUCCUACGAAUAUUGAUUGUGAAGUGACUUCUAUCGAUUCUGUCCCCACUUUUGAUGCAAUCAAAAACUUUGCCAAUAAUCAUAGUUUUAUCUCACGUGAUCUUGGCGUUCGUUUAAAUAAUGCAUUAACAUCUAUAUCUCUAAAAGAUGGUAAACCAGCGAAAAUUAGAUGUGAAUUUACUGUUCGAGUAGAUAUUCCUGAAACUGAUAGCAUCACGUACACUUUAAAUUGCCCAAAUGCGAAGGUUAAAAAUGUUACGAGGGAAUGGUUCAUUACAUUUUUAGCAUUUGACGAAGGAAUGAAAUAUUUCUAUAAAGAUGUUUGCUUAAGUAGUGGAAAUGAACGUGCCAAGCACAAAAGAUCCCACGACGUAAAAAAGUUUGAAAAUUUGCCAUACAUUUAUCAUCCCAAAUUAAAAGAUGUAUUAUCUAAAAGAAUAACCAAAUCUUCUGUUACAUUAAUCUUAAGUAAUGGGGAUAAAAUGGAUGUUUCUGAAACUUCUUCCGAAGAGCUCAUAGGAUCCAAAAAAAUUAAAAGAGGCGGUAGUCAAUCUAGUUAUUUCACAAAAUUCAUUCUUGACAAUUUGCCUAAACAAAUUGAAUUACCUUGGGACACUAAAAAUAUGAUUAUUCUUUCAAAUGGAGCUUCUGGCUCCGCCGCUGGCCUGAUUGCUCAACAUCUUCAAGAAGUUGGCCAAACGUUAUCUUUUGCUUCAUUCCCUGGAGGAACAUACCUUGACAGUGAUUUAAUUACUGAAUUUGGCAUAUUUGAUUUACCUGCUUUAAAUUCUCAUUAUGUAUUUUUUGUUAUGACCUUUACUUUCACUGAAACAUAUAGUUUUAAAAAUCCUGAUACAGUGCUAGAAUUCGAUUUUAGACCUGCAGAUCGCAGAUUAUUUUAUGAUUAA
This is a messenger RNA of Cetraspora pellucida, 1200 nucleotides long. Lineage: Eukaryota; Fungi; Glomeromycota; Glomeromycetes; Diversisporales; Gigasporaceae. The record is from the annotation of a GenBank genome assembly.